AUGGCGAAAAACUGGUGCUGGGCUUGCGUAGAUUCGGUGCUCAAGCGAUGGCCAGCCUUUAUGCGCAAGAAUGGAGCAGGUCGAAGAAAAGAAAAACCCCAGGGAGGCAAACGGGAGUCGGCAGGCCGGCGAAGGAAGUCAAAGGAAAGUGGCCAUGCUGCAAUUGCGUUCUCGUCUAGUCGAGUGACAGAGAAGCAGAGCGAUAAGGAGAAGUGGAAAAAGGGUGGAAGCAGGAAGAAGUCGAAGGGAGAGAGAAGAGUUGAGCAGUCGAAGUCCAAAUCGAAGGUCGAAAUCGAAGGAAGAAGAAAAAAAGGCGACGGGGCGGCGGGCGGGAGCGACAGGAAGCCAGCAGUAGUGAAGUUAGGUUAG
Molecule: messenger RNA, 369 nt
Organism: Trichophyton verrucosum HKI 0517
Lineage: Eukaryota; Fungi; Ascomycota; Eurotiomycetes; Onygenales; Arthrodermataceae
Exons: 1
Coding region: 1-369 (122 amino acids)
Source: RefSeq, a predicted model, not a curated record